UUUUGUGCGCAAACUUAUAUUAAAAAAAAAAAAUUAGAUCAUUUUACACUAGAUGGACCUGAUAUGUAAAAAUUUCGACUCAAAUUUGAAAGACAAAGGACAAAAAAGACUGGAAAAAAAAUGUGGUUUUGUUUUUGCUGAUUCAAUACUCACCCCCAAGUAAAGGUUUCUUUACAUAGAUGAUAAAUUGUUUAAAGGAGUUGAACAUUACCUGGUGCAUCCUCAAUAAAGUCUAUGCAGUUCCCUUCUAUAGGUUUUACUGGAAGGGGCCUAGUCCCAAACCGGGGCUCUUCAGGCACCUUUGCAGUCAAUGAACGUACUGAAGCAGCAAACUUUGAUCCAUUAGUUGGAAGGAAAGUUUGGACAAGGUGGCCUGAAGACAAUAACUUCUAUGAGGCGGUUAUAACUGACUACAAUCCUGUUGAGGGCCGACAUGCUUUGGUUUAUGAUAUUAGUACAGCAGAUAAAACAUGGGAAUGGGUCAAUCUCAAAGAGGUAAAAGAUGGCCCUUUCUCUGAAUUUACUUGCAUGGCCUACAUUCCUCCUGAUGGAGAUCAUCAGUUGCAAGGCCAAUCAAUGGACCAAGAGCGAUGGAGAAAACAGCAGUACGAUGAUCAUACUGGAGAAGGUAAUAGGGUAGUUGAAGGUUCAGACGCCAACAAGAUGGCUACAGAUGGAAGAGUUGGUUCAGGAGGCGAAAAUGAAAAACAGCACCCGAACCACUGUUUUUAUUCCUGGUGCAGGUUGUACUAA
Molecule: messenger RNA, 753 nt
Organism: Camellia sinensis
Lineage: Eukaryota; Viridiplantae; Streptophyta; Magnoliopsida; Ericales; Theaceae
Source: RefSeq, a predicted model, not a curated record